AUGUGUGUGAAAUGGUUUGAUACAGUAAUGUAAUACUAUCAGAAUUUAGUGUAUUGAGUGAAUGUCACAUUUUUACAUUUUGGAAUUUCCUGCGGGUUCUGUCCCCCAUACGUCCCGGAACGGAACCCAGAAGACAGAUGCCGGCAUCGGCCGGAGGACAUUGCCGGGGAUGCUGCAGGGGGAACAUCGCGGGAGCAAAGGACAAGGUAAGUACUGGAGGGAUCCCAGUGCAACGCUGCAGAGUAUUCCCAAGUGUAGCUGGGGUUACCGCUUCUGCUACUGAAAGUUAACCCUGAGCUACACUCAGGAAUACUGCCAGGGGGGUUAAACAACA
Molecule: messenger RNA, 334 nt
Organism: Staurois parvus
Lineage: Eukaryota; Metazoa; Chordata; Amphibia; Anura; Ranidae
Source: the annotation of a GenBank genome assembly